AUGCCGAAUUCACCAGGGGUGGUAAAGCAGCAGGAGCAGCAGCAGUAUCAACCGAUGCCUGUGAAGGAUGAGGGUCCGGAUGCAAACGUUGCAGCGAAUUAUAUCAAGACCGAAUUUGGUGAAAUGAACACGGUUGAGUCAAUGUGCCCCCGAUGCGGCGAGAAUGGCACGACGCGUCUGAUGAUCACAAAUAUACCACACUUUAAGGAAGUCAUUGUGAGCAGCUUUGAGUGCCUUCACUGUGGUGAGAGGAACAAUGAUGUGUCGUUUGGUGGCGUCUUUGGUCCAAAGGCGAUUCGUUAUGAACUUGAGGUGAAAACAAAGAAGGACUUGGAUCGUCAAGUUGUAAAAUCGGACUUUGCGACGGUGCGUAUCCCACAGCUGGAGCUGGAGAUUCCACCGGGGUCUCAACGAGGUAUUCUCAAUACGGUUGAGGGCUUUUUGGAGCAAACUGAGGCCGGGCUUCAGUUGCAGCAGCCGAUGCGGCGCAUACAUGAACCGGAGUUAUACGAAAAGCUGGAGGCAUUCUGUCAAAAGCUUCAGGAGUUCCGGACGGGGAACGCUCCCUUUACAUUCACCAUUGAUGAUCCCUCCGGUAAUAGCUAUAUUGAGGCAUACUAUGACUAUUACCACCCUACAAUUGAUCCCCAGCUUACUCGCUACGAAAAGGAGCGGACGGAUGUGGACCGACAGUUAUUAGGGCUCACCAUUGAGUAUAACACACAGAGAACUGAGCAAGAACAGCGUGAGGUGCAAGAGGGACAGUUUGAUGACAUGGUGCGUAUGGAAACCGCGUGCCCCGCAUGUAAACAACAGGGGUUUAUCAAUAUGCAACAAGUUGACAUACCUUACUUCAAAGAAACGGUUAUUAUGGCAUUUCGUUGUGACUUCUGUGGUUAUAAGAGUAACGAGGUGAAGUCCGGGGGGAAGGUUUCCGAUACCGGCCUUAAGAUUGAGCUGCGUGUUGAAUCCGAGGACGACCUCAAGCGUGAUGUUCUCAAGUCUGAGACUGCGACGUUGAAUAUUCCUGAGGUUUCGCUGGAGGUCUUACCGGGCACGCUUGGGGGUUUCUUCUCCACUGUGGAAGGGACCAUUAUGAUGGUGCGAGACCAGCUUCGCGACUUGCCACAGGCAGAGUUUGGAAAGGGAGACUCCGCCGAGACGGAUGCAUCGUCGAAGAAGUUGAUGGAGUUUGUGGGGGAGCUUGACGAUCUGCUGCAUGUGAAGAGACCCUUCACAUUUAUCCUCGACGAUCCAUUGGCGAAUAUUUACGUGCAGAACCCGCGUGAGCACUUGCCACCGCCGGAGCACGAAGACCCCCGGCUCACCAAGACAUCCUACGUGAGGACCUUUGAACAGGAUGAGGAACUUGGAUUUCAUCAAAUGAAGGUUGAUUGA
Trypanosoma cruzi is the source of this 1398-nucleotide messenger RNA. Its product is annotated as zinc-finger protein ZPR1, putative. The coding region runs from base 1 to 1398 and encodes 465 amino acids. Gene Ontology annotation, cellular component: nucleus; cytoplasm. Gene Ontology annotation, molecular function: zinc ion binding. NCBI's taxonomy places the organism in Eukaryota, Euglenozoa, Kinetoplastea, Trypanosomatida, Trypanosomatidae. The record is from RefSeq and is a predicted model, not a curated record. The transcript has a single exon.